CCGACUCCGCGGGAUGAAGAUGACGUCGCAGCACGUAAAGCGCAGGAGCCUGCCUACGAGUUGACCUUCACCUGCCGCAAAUGCCUCCACCGCUCGUCGCAUCGUAUCACGAAGCAGGCAUACCAUUUCGGGACGACUCUCAUAACGUGCCCGGGGUGCAAGAACAGGCAUCUGAUCUCGGAUAACCUGAAGAUCUUCUCCGACCAGAGUAUCACGCUCGAGGACAUCCUGAGAGAGAAGGGUCAGUACCUGAAAAAGGGGAGGCUGGGCGAGGACGGCGACAUAGAGUUCUACGACGAU
Baudoinia panamericana UAMH 10762 is the source of this 300-nucleotide messenger RNA. RefSeq lists its product as uncharacterized. Gene Ontology annotation, cellular component: mitochondrion. The annotation marks the transcript as partial. NCBI's taxonomy places the organism in Eukaryota, Fungi, Ascomycota, Dothideomycetes, Mycosphaerellales, Teratosphaeriaceae. The transcript has a single exon. Gene Ontology annotation, molecular function: zinc ion binding; protein-folding chaperone binding. The record is from RefSeq and is a predicted model, not a curated record. Gene Ontology annotation, biological process: protein folding; protein import into mitochondrial matrix; protein stabilization.